UACACAUGGUCUCAUGGCACCGGAAGGAUGAAUUCGCGCACACCGUACAGACGGCCACGCAUACGAAAAUCCCGCGGCCGCGGCCUGCGGACGACAAACGGAUGCAUAACAUGUCGGAAGCGGCAUUUGAAGUGUGACGAGACCAAGCCUAUAUGCGGUGCUUGUGCUAAAAAGGACAACUUCUGCGAAUAUGGCAACCCCAGUCGCAGUGUCAACGUCCCGACCCCGGAAAGGACCACUACCGAACAUGUCCCCGUGCCAGCGACGCCGCAAACAACGACUCCAGCCCAGAAUAAUGAUGAUUUAUCAAUUGGCGCGGAUCCGAAUCCCACGCCCUACGAGUCCCAUGAAGCCACUGACCUGACCUGGAAUGUUUCGGAGGCAGAUGCUAACCCUGCUCCACCUGCACUACUUGAACAUCUACCAGAGAGCCACCUGGGGUCGAGUCAGAGCCCGGUAGCAUUGCAGUAUAGCUCUCUAUCGCCAUCUAAUGCAUCUUUUGCGGCAGUGCAAUGGUUCGGGCUUCUAGCGAGUGAUGCUGCUAGGGACAAUUCACAUCUGUCGACCAUCCCCAAUUGCUGGGCGAACCAAAGCCUCUCGCUUGGCCGCCCUGGUGCUGAUGGUCUGACCAAGGCUAGCUCAUUACAAUGCGCGACCCAGGUAUUGGAUAGCCCUCCUGCCAGUGACGCAAGUCAUGACCAGACACAUACCGGUGCUUCAGGAGGCAGUGCCCUAGGGGAGGCGCAGAUUUGGCAGUCACGGGAGCCAAUAGAGAUUCUCUCAACAGAGGAGACAUUAUUUGAGCAUUUCAUACACCAAGUGAGCCCAUGGAUCGAUCUUUUUGAUCCAACGAGCCAGUUUUCUACCUUAGUUGCACACUUGGCUAUAUACAAUGCUGGGCUGAUGAAUGCUAUACUGGCUCUUGCAUCUCGACAUCUGGCCCUGAAUCCCCGUCUGGAUAAUCAAAAUAUUCCUAGUAAAGAGGAGGCGGCUCUCCAAUAUUACUACCAAACUCUCCACUACGUGCAAAGAGCCAUGCAGUACUCCGGCUACAAGACCAGUCUGGAUCUGCUUGCAACGACACUGAUAAUUUCCGCUUACGAGAUGCUCGACAAUUCAACCAAUGACUGGGAAAGACAUCUUGAGGGGGUAUUCUUGAUCCAAAGAUCUCAGACGAUUCAUGGAGAGUCCGGUGGACUGCACUCGGCCGUGUGGUGGGCAUGGCUUUGCCAGGAUAUCUGGGCAGCCUUCCGCGAGAAACGCAAGACCCUUACAUUUUGGGUUCCACAGAAUCCCCUUUCUGUGUUAACGCCGCACGAGCUCGCUAGCCGUUCAAUUUAUAUCACUGCCAAAGUGGUCAGCUACUGCGCCGAAGUCGCAACUGAAGAAAAUACCAGGCGCCGAACUGACGGGGCAGCUCGUCUUCGCCAGAUGCUGGAUGACUGGCAACGACAUCUGACUAUUGAAUUCUCCCCCUUGCCUUUUGGGUCACGCGAGAAUCCCGCCUAUUUCCGACCAAUUCACAUUCGCCCACCUUCAUUUGCCGUGGCGGUCCAAUUUUAUAAUGCGUCCUACAUUCUACUGCUUGCUCACGAGCCAAGCUUGGGAGGCUUGGAGCAAUUUAUCGAGCGACAUAAUGCAAUGAAGCGCUGCGUGGAGGAUAUCUGCGGCAUUGCUAUGACCCUGAAAGAUAACCCAUCUAGUUUGAUGUCAUCACAAGCCUUAUUUAUUGCGGGAUUAUUUACUCAAGAGCGUUAUGCCCGAGAGGCUAUAUUGGAGCUGCUGGAGUCCUGCCGUGAGCGAACUGGCUGGCCAGUUCGAUCUUUAGGCACGGAGCUGCAGCAGUUCUGGGCAAACCACGAGCCCAAAAAGGCCCCAAAUGCCGCAAGGAUGGCCAUGCGGUCGAAUUGA
Messenger RNA from Penicillium alfredii, 1911 nucleotides. Its product is annotated as Zn(II)2Cys6 transcription factor. Gene Ontology annotation, biological process: positive regulation of transcription by RNA polymerase II. NCBI's taxonomy places the organism in Eukaryota, Fungi, Ascomycota, Eurotiomycetes, Eurotiales, Aspergillaceae. Gene Ontology annotation, cellular component: nucleus. The annotation marks the transcript as partial. The record is from RefSeq and is a predicted model, not a curated record. Gene Ontology annotation, molecular function: zinc ion binding; transcription cis-regulatory region binding; DNA-binding transcription factor activity, RNA polymerase II-specific. The transcript is spliced from 6 exons.